Quercus lobata is the source of this 8132-nucleotide messenger RNA. RefSeq names its product putative disease resistance RPP13-like protein 1. Gene Ontology annotation, molecular function: protein binding; ADP binding. The record is from RefSeq and is a predicted model, not a curated record. NCBI's taxonomy places the organism in Eukaryota, Viridiplantae, Streptophyta, Magnoliopsida, Fagales, Fagaceae. The transcript has 13 exons. Bases 157 to 3972 code for a protein of 1271 amino acids.
UCUCAUCAAAUAUCUUCUCUUUCCCUUUUCUUCAACUUUCACAGAGCAAAGUAAACCUCUUUCAGUCUUCACUUCGAACUCAAUUUUCUGAUCAGGAGUGUCACUUUGGUUACUUCAUUUCAUUUUCAGUAUUUCCUUGUUUCCCACGAGCGAAUCAUGUCUGUAAUUGGAGAGGCUGCUUUAUCCGCUUUCUUUGGGAAGCUGUUUGACAACUUAACUUCCUAUGAUCUGCUGAAGUUCUUUCAGGAAGAGAAAGUCGAUGCUGACCUCAAGAGGUGGAGGACAACUUUGAUGAAGAUCCAUGCAGUUCUGGAUGACGCAGAAGAGAAGCAGAUGACAAACAGGUUCGUGAAGAUCUGGUUGGAUGAGCUGGAAGACUUGGCCUAUGAUGUGGACGACAUCUUGGACGAGUUUGCUACUGAAGCUUUGCGACGCAAGUUGAACCCUGAACCCAGCACAAGUAAGGUACGGAAGAUCGUUGAUGCUUGUAUUGGUUCGAAUCGAAGUUUUGCUACCUCAAUGCGGUCCAAGAUUGAAGAGAUUGAUACAAGACUGCAAAAUAUAGUGACCGAUAAGAAAGAUCUGGAGUUGAGAGAAAACACUGGGGGAACUACUAGAACAACAAGAUUAAGGGUGCCCACAACUUCUUUGGUGAAUGAAGGUCGUGUUUACGGCAGAGAAGAAGAUAAAAAGGCUAUUGUCAAGUUGUUGCUGAGUGGUGAAUCGAGUGAUGCUCAACUCUCUGUGAUUCCCAUACUUGGUAUGGGAGGGUUGGGUAAGACAACUCUUGCCCAGCUAGUCUACAAUGAUGAUGAGGUGAGCCAUUAUUUUGAUUUGAAAGCAUGGGUUUGUGUUUCUGAAGAUUUUGAUAUCAUAAGAGUGACUAAAGCAAUUCUGCAAUCUGUCACUUUUGAGCAUUGUGAUGCUAAUGAUUUAAAUUUAAUACAAGUUAAAUUGAAGAAGACAUUAUCUGGAAAGAAGUUUUUCCUCAUUUUGGAUGAUGUUUGGAAUGAAAACUAUGAUGACUGGACUAAACUACGUAGUCCAUUUGAAUUUGGGGCUCCAGGAAGUAAGAUUAUUGUCACAACUCGGAAUUAUGGUGUUUCAUCAACAAUGGGAACUACUCCAGCCUAUGAGUUGAAAGAGUUGUCAAAUGAUGCUUGUUGGAAUCUAUUUAGCCAACAUGCAUUGGGGACAACAGAUUAUACUGCACAUCCAAAACUCGAAGAAGUUGGUAGAAAAAUCUUAGACAAGUGUAAGGGCUCACCUUUGGCGGCAAAAGUACUUGGAGGCCUUUUACGCACUAAACAUGAUCAUGACGAGUGGAAAGAUGUGUUAGAUAGCAAGAUUUGGGAUAUUCCAGAGGAAAAAAGCAGUAUUUUUCCAAUUCUUAAAUUGAGCUAUCAAUAUCUCCCUUCACAUUUAAAGAGGUGCUUUGCUUAUUGUUCAUUAUUCCCAAAAGAUUAUGAAUUUGAGAAGAAAGAGCUAGUUUUGCUAUGGAUGGCAGAAGGUUUUUUCCCCGAAACAAAAAGAAACAAGUUAAUGGAAGAUCUUGGUGAUGAGUGUUUUUGUGAUCUCCUUAGGAGAUCAUUUUUUCAACGAUCAAGCAGCAAUGGCUCACUCUUUGUCAUGCACGAUCUUAUCAAUGAUUUAGCUCAAUGGGCAGCAAGAGGCUUGUGCUAUAGAUUGGAAGACGUAUUGGAUGGAAAUAAGCAAUUUGAGAUUUCUACAAAGGUACGUCAUUUCUCUUACCUUCGAAGUCUUUAUGAAGGCAUGAAAAGGUUUGAAGACUUCCCCAAAGAUAUGCAUUUACGGACCUUCCUACCGCUACCAAUAAAUGGGUCGGGCUACUUAACAAACUACAUUCCUAAUUGUUGGCUACCACAAUUAAGAUGCUUAAGGGUAUUAUCUUUAUGUGGAUAUAAAAUCGUUGAGCUACCAAGUUCAAUCGGUGAUUUGAAACAUCUAAGAUACUUAAACCUUUCUGAUACUAAGAUUACAAGUUUACCAGAAUCCACAACUUCUUUGUACAACCUGCAGACAUUGUUAUUGAAAGGUUGUAACCGCCUUAUAAAGUUACCAGAGAAAAUUGGGAAUCUACUCAAUCUUAGACAUCUUGAUAUUUCUUAUGUGAAUUCAAUUGGAGAAAUGCCAGCAGGAAUAAAAGAAUUAAAGAGCCUACAAACAUUAUCUAAUUUUGUUGUGGGGAAAGAUACCGCAUCUAAGAUAGGAGACUUGAUGAACUUGGAGUCUCUUAGGGGAACACUUUGCAUUUCAAAUUUAGAGAAUGUACUUGAUGGUGAGGAUGCAAGAAGGGCCAAUUUACUUGGUAAGAAGAAUUUAGAUGCAUUAGUGAUGAAAUGGAAACCUGAGCUUGAUGAUUUACAAGUUGCAAGAUCUAGUCUAGAUAUUCUUGAGAUGCUACGACCUUGGACAACAGUGAAAGAAAUUUCAAUUGAUGGCUAUGUGGGAGCGAAAUUUCCAACUUGGUUUGGACAUCCGUCAUUUUCUAAUAUGGUGCUUCUAAGGAUUGAGAGGUGCAGGAAGUGCACAUCCUUACCUGCAAUUGGACAAUUACCAUCCUUGAGAGACCUUGCCCUUGUAGGAUUGUCUGCAUUGGAAAUCAUCGGUCUUGAGUUUUAUGGGGAAUAUUGCCCAAAGCCUUUCCAAUCCUUAGAGACACUUUGCUUUGAGGAUAUGCAAGAAUGGAAAGAUUGGAUUCCAUGCAAAGUUGAGUAUGAAGAAUUCCCUCGGUUGCAUGAGCUUUCUAUUUCUAAAUGCCCUAAAUUGCAAGGAAAAUUGCCUCACCAUGUUCCAUUAUUGGAAAAAAUUUCUAUUAAUGGAUGUGAGCAAUUGGACGUUUCAAUUCCAAACUUCCCAAAGCUUCAUGCAUUAGAAAUUAAGGGAUGUAAAGGGGUGGUGAGCAGAAGUACAGAUGAGUUAUGCUUUCCAAAGUCAACUAUUCUUUCUAUUCCACAUGUGAAAAGCUUGACGGAGGAGUUCAUGCAUGGGUUAGCUAAGGUAGAAAAUCUAGAAAUAGAUAAUUGUAAGGAGCUAACAUCUUUGUGGCAGGAUGAAUUCAAAUCCCUUAUAACGCUGGAUAUAAGAGAUUGCUCAAGCCUUGUCAACAUCAGCUUGACAUCUACUUUAAGGACACUAAAUAUUGUGGGUUGUAGUGGUUUGAAAUCCUUGUCAAUCUCUAAUUGUACAUGUUUGGAAAAGGCAAGCAUUAGGAGUUGUAAUUCUUUGACGUUGAUUUCAAGAGGUCAGUUGCCUCAAAAUUUGAAAACGCUAAAUAUAAGUGAUUGUGAGAAUUUGCAGUUUUUGGUAGAUGAGGGAGAGGCUUCUUCUAAUUCGUCUUCUCUUCUUGAGGACUUGGUUAUUGUGGGCUGUCCAUCUCUAAAAUGGUUAUCAUCAAGUGGCGACCUACCUACCACGCUUAAACGCCUUCAGAUUUGGUCAUGCAUAGAGCUCACAUCCUUAUCAUCAAAAAACGAGUUACCUACAGCUCUUAAAUACCUUGCUGUAUGGAACUGUCCAAAGAUGGAGUCAAUAGCGAACAACUUACCCAACAAUGCGUCUCUCGAACAUCUUCAAAUCGUAAAUUGUGCAAAGUUGAAAUCCUUACCGGUGGGCCUACACAAACUCUGCCACCUCAAUAAGAUAUGGAUAAGUAACUGCCCUCGUUUUGUUUCCUUCCCAGAUGGAGGGUUACUCCCCACCAGCUUGAGAGAGCUUUCGAUCUACGGCUGUGAGAAACUGGAGGUCUGGCCCAACUGCAUGCCGAACCUCAAUUCUCUUCAUAUCGGCAAUUGUCCAAGCGUCAUAUACUUUCCAGAAGAGGGUUACCCCACCAGUCUAACAUCACUCUCAUUUCGCGGGGAGAAUAUCUGUAAGCAAGUAACUGUGUGGGGAUUUAUGGUGGAUUUCCAGAUUGGCAGUCGUUUCCAGAUGAGCAAGAUGGGAAGCUGACGAUGACGCUUCCUUCAUCUCUUACCCAGCUAGAGAUUCGUAGCAUUCCAAAUAUAGUAAUUCUAUCUUCUUUGGGCUUUCAAAAUCUCUCUGCUCUUGAACAAUUGUUCAUCGAAAAUUGCCCUAAACUCGCAUCCCUCCCAGAGAAGGGCCUACCUCCCUCGCUUCUGCGACUUUAUAUUGUCGAGUGUCCAUUGCUGAAACAACACUGCAAGAAAGGCGGGCGAGAGUGGUCCAAGAUAGCCAACGUCCCUUGCGUUCUGAUUGAUUGGAGGUCUGUCUAUGAGUUGGAGGAGGAGCAGCAAUAAAAAAAUUGUAAAACAAAGAGCAAUAUUUACUCGUAAUAGUUACUCCUUCCUUCCAGUGUUGCAGCAGAGACUAGCUUCUGAACCGCUAAACGUUAUAUUGGAAUUUCAAAACAGGGAGGUUAUCAGUAAAUGUGCAGAGAAUGGCAGGAUGCCCUUUUAGUGCUAUGCUUGUGCAGAACGUCGUUUUAAACAUUUGUCGUGCCUUGCAUAGAUUGAUCAAAGCAUUGUCACCUAUGCUGCAAAUGGCAGAGACUAGCUUUUGAACUGAUAAACCUUCUAUGGGAAUUUCAAAACAUGGAGGCUACAUAUUGUGUUCUGUAACACUAUGAUCAGCUGAUGUGCACAAAAUGUCAUUUCAAACAAAUAUUGUGCAUUGCAUAGACUGAUCAAAGCAUUGUCACAUGUGCUGCAGAUGACAGAAACCACCCUACCAGCGAAGCUGCAGAAUCAAUAAGAACCUUCUUAGACCAAUGUAAUUUAUUGGUUCUCCAAUGGCUAAGAAGAAGAGCUGGUUCAACAUAGUGAAGAGGUUCAUUUUAAGAGAGACAAACUCAAAACAAGAAAUGGAUAGGAGAAGGAAAUGGAUUUUUGGAGGGCUCAAGAUCAAAAGAUUAGCCUCGCUCACUGCACCAUCAUCAUUAAAUGAAAGAAAUCUAGGUGAGGCUGAGGAAGAGCAGAUCAAGCAUGCUCUUGCUGUGGCCCAUGCCACCAUUGCUGCUGCUGAAGCAGCUGUUACAACUACUCUAGUUGCUGCUGAGAUUGUCUGGUUCACCAGCACCCCUCAAUAUAACCAUCAAUGUGUAAAUGAAGUGGAAGGUUCAGUCAUUAGAGUUCAAGGCAAUGAAAGCUUUGCGGGGAAAAGGAAUUAUGAGGCAGAGUUGUAAGAUGCCAAACCAUAACUACCCUAAAGCUCUUGCAGUCCAUUGUAAUUAUUCAGUCACAAGGCUGCACAAGAAUAUUUGGAAUGGUGGAAGGCACUUGGAAUUAUGUUGGAAGUGAACAAUCGCAGAAUUGGAAAGACAAGAUGACAAGGGUAUGUAAUGCAGCAAGAACUGGCUUAUUCUAUUGUGAACAACACAAGUCCCAUAAAAAAAAAAUCUGUUUCUCAUUUCACCUGUGCUGCAGAUGGCAGCCACUCUUUGGGCUAUUUGGAAUGCAGUUUUAUAGAGCCAUGCUCGAAGGAAAGGCUGCCGAUGUUUCUCAAGCUCUUAAUUACGGCAGGCAUGUGGUCAUGAUCUGUCACAAAGCAAUGACUGGGAAUCAUUCCCUAAAUGUAGCUUUAAACCCCCUGUCUACAAUUGGAAACGAUUUGUUGAAUUUAAAAUCAAACAGGGAACCAAAUUUUGGAUCUUAGUAGAAGUUAUUACAAAAGGAAGAGUUGCUUGCUAGGUGCAAGUUUUGUUUGCAAAGAUCAAAUGAGGAACCAAAUUGUGAUACACUGUUAAAGUUGGUUGGCCAAAAGUAAAUCCGUUGUACUUUCUCAGACAAUUCGUGAAAGUUCAAUCCAUGCACUUAUUAAAGGUGUGGUAGCUGCAGUUGUACCUACUAGUCGCUCUGAGGAUUGCAGCCAUUAUUGUGCAAUGCAAAACACCUAGUUCGAAGGAUUUGAGCAGUUAGGAAGACAUUGCUGAGUGGCAUUAGUGAUUUUAUAAACGUUGGGUUGAUCAAAUCCCAGGAAAAUCCUCACUAAUGCUUGUUAGCAUGCCAAUUCUACAGCUUCCUCUUUUAUGCAGAUUAGUCCUCUUCUUGACCAGAAUUUAAGGCUUUCAAUCUGACUUAACAUCCAUGUCGAAGAGAAAAUAAAUUUCUUGAUGUGGUGAAUCUUGUUUGAUUUGCUGAAUACUAUUAAUAGAUGAUAUUGCAGAUUGGUAAGAAAUUAUUAAAUAUCAUUCACAUUCUUCAAAGAUGUACUAAUGUACAAUUUCCAAAGCAUUAAUUUUUUGGCAAUUUGAGAAACUAGAAAAUUGCUUUUGCAAAGUGGCUUAGAGGUUCUACCUUAUUCUUCUUAGAAUCCAGUUUUCAAAUCUUACAAGGAGUAAAAGUUUACGAGUCAAUUGUCAUCAAGUUCACUGACUAAUCUGCUCCAUUACUAAUCAAUAGUAUUCUUUUUGAUAAGUACUAAUCAAUAGUAUUCUGUAUUGGUAUUGGUUUUUAACUUCUUUUUCUGAACUGAUGCAUGUAUGUACUACCAGAAACCACCCUACCAGCGAAGUUGCAGAAUCAAUCAGAACCUUCUUAGGCCGAUGUAAUUUAUUGGUUCUCCAAUGGCUAAGAAGAAGAGCUGGUUCAACAUAGUGCAGAGGUUCAUUAUAAGAGAGACAAACUCUAAACAAGAAAUGGAUUUUUGGAGGGCUUAAGAUCAAAAGAUUAGCCUCACUCACUUCACCGUCAUCAUUAAAUGAAAGAACUCUUGGUGAGGCUGGGGAAGAGCAGAUCAAGCAUGCUCUUGCUGUGGCCCAUGCCACCACUGCUGCUGUUGAAGCAGCUGUUACGACUGCUCUAAUUGCUGUUGCGGUUGUCCAGUUCACCCCUCAAUAUAACCAUCAAUGUGUAAAUGAAGUGGAAGAGUUUUCAGUCGUUAGAGUUCAAGGUGAAGUCCCUCAGUCAACCAUCACUGUGUGAGAGAAAUCCAUGAAUUUGCUGCCCCUAGAAUCCAGUCUGCCUUUCAGGGUUACCUUGUGAGUUUAAAGAAGGCAAGGAAAACUUUGUGGACUUAGAAGGGAAUUGUGAGGCAGAGCUGUAUGAUGCCAAACUAUAACUACCCUAAAGUUCUUCCAGUCCACUGUAAUUGUUCAGUCACAAGGCUGCACAAGAAUAUUUGGAAUGGUGGAAGGCACUUAGAAUUAUGAUGGAAGUGAACAAUCGCAGAAUUGGAAAGACAAGAUAACAAGGAUAGACACAAGGAAUCAAAGAAGGUGGGAUGACGGUGUUUUGUCAAAGGAGGAGUCAGUUGCAUUGUUUGUGAGUAGGAAAGAGACCAUGCUUAAGAGAGAACGGAUAAAGGAGUAGUGGUUUAUCCAUCUGUAGUCAGCAGAUAUGGAUCAAAACUUAGUAAGUGGAAGAUGAAGGCAUUGGUUGGAUCAAUGGGUAGAUACACAAAUUACCCUAAGUAGAGAACUUGAAGAUUUGGACUCGGCUUUGACUUCAAAUCGAAGACAAAGAGAGGACUAUGAAAGAAGGCAACUUAAGCUAAGAAAUGUUGAGCGACAGAGUAAGUUGGAAGGAUUGAAUUCUCCAACAUUUGUUCCCAGAGUAUCAAUUCAUUAUAGGAGACCAUGCUCAUUGGGAGAUCAUAAUUCUUUGUCAAGCUCUCCUGUUGUUCCAACUUACAUGAAUGCAACUGAAUUUGCAAAGGAAAAGGCAAGAUCAAUGAGCUCGUGAAAAAUAAGGCCCAUGAAUUUUGAUACAUGCUCUGAAAGCUCUUCACCAUAUAAGAAUAAACUCAUAUCCUUUAUUACUACUGAAGUGCCAAGUGGUGGUAGGAUUGGCAAGACUAGUGGUUUCUAGCAGAUCUCCAAGCUCAAAAGGCCUUCCAAGUCCUAUAAAAUCUAGUAGGAAGGUAAAGGAUCUCAGUUUUAACUCAAAGUGCUCAUUUCAGACUUUGGAUAGACAUGGCUUUAGAUAAUUUUAGAAGUUUGGUGCAAGAAGAGAACUUGGUUAGUGUGUCAGGUAGGAGUGGAGAACAUAGUCUGUAAUUUAAUCUAGUUUGAAUGGUUAAACAAUGGUGUGCUAUUUAAUCUCAUCAUCAAAUGAGUAGCUCACUGUAAUGCUGCAUUGUAAUUUAAUCUAGUUGGAACUCUACUCUCCCUCCCUCUAAAUUGGCCAUUAAAGUGUAUCGAGGUUUGAGUUGCA